AUGUUUGGAAAAGUUAUAGAACGCGUUCUUUUUGGGGCAGUCAUUGCGUACAUUGCUUUUAAUAUUUGGACAUUUUAUGAAGUCUUUUCGCCGGCUGAAUGCAGUGAUACCAAAUCAUGUGUUUUUCCGGGAUGGUCGACCAGUGACAAAAUUACGGUAUGUUCCUUACCUUUGAAAAAUGACGCUCACCAAAAUCUACAUGAGUCAGCAAUUCAUUGGUUAUCAGAGUUGCAAGUUUUUUUGCUGAAGAGUCCUGUUUCAUUCCCAUUAAAUGGCAUUCCACGGGAGAUUUUACCCCAUUUUCGAGUGACGUAUGACCGAUCAAGCUUUGUCUACCCUCCCCUCAUUCACGUAAACCCACAACUGCAGCCAGCAUCUGAUUGGGUUGAGUUGCCAGACAUUCCACCCGGAGAGCUCAAUUUUACUGUUCAAUUUAUGCCUCUCUCCAUUGGCAAGUUCCGACUGAGAUGUAUGCUUGAACAGACUGCAGAGUACCUUAAAAAUAUGGGUAUCAAGGACAAAGACGUUGAGGAUAUACGGGGAAUUUUUACCGAUACUAACCUUUAUUUGCUGUUGGCAACAGUUGUGGUAUCAAUCUUACAUCUGUUUUUCGACUUUCUUGCCUUCAAAAAUGACAUUCAAUUUUGGAAAAACACAAAGAAUACUGCCGGGAUUUCCAUACGUACAAUAAUCUGGCGAUGUCUUAGUACAACCAUAAUCUUCCUUUAUCUCUACGACGAAAAGAGCAGUUUGCUGAUAGUUGUGCCUGCUGGCAUAUCAAUGGUAAUUGAGUUUUGGAAGCUCUGUCGCAUGGCCAAGAUCUCUUUCAGUUUACGCGGCGGCGUCUCCGUGGGUAAUCGCAGUGAAAAGGAACUGGAAACUGACAAACUAGAUGCUCGGUUCAUGCGACGUCUCAUGUAUCUCAUUGUACCGUUGUGCUUCACCGGAGCCAUUUAUUCUCUGAUAUAUAUGCCGCAUCGUAGCUGGCGCUCUUGGGUUCUUCAAACAGCUGUUAAUGGAGUUUAUGCUUUCGGCUUCCUCCUCAUGACUCCUCAGUUAUUCAUCAAUUACCAACUCAAAUCUGUGGCCAACUUACCAUGGCGUGCACUCACAUAUAAGGCUUUUAAUACCUUCAUCGAUGACUUCUUUGCUUUCAUCAUUAAAAUGCCAACUGCACACAGGGUGGCUUGCUUUCGUGAUGAUAUUAUAUUCGUCAUAUACAUGUAUCAAAGGUGCUCGAUUUUAUUUUAUACAAACAUCACUCGUAGGGGUUACUUUGGUUUUGAACUCUAG
Molecule: messenger RNA, 1293 nt
Organism: Mesocestoides corti
Lineage: Eukaryota; Metazoa; Platyhelminthes; Cestoda; Cyclophyllidea; Mesocestoididae
Source: the annotation of a GenBank genome assembly